Macadamia integrifolia is the source of this 1429-nucleotide messenger RNA. RefSeq names its product E3 ubiquitin-protein ligase RNF6-like. The transcript has a single exon. The coding region runs from base 255 to 911 and encodes 218 amino acids. Gene Ontology annotation, molecular function: ubiquitin protein ligase activity. The record is from RefSeq and is a predicted model, not a curated record. Lineage: Eukaryota; Viridiplantae; Streptophyta; Magnoliopsida; Proteales; Proteaceae. Gene Ontology annotation, biological process: protein ubiquitination.
UCUCCCUUUCUCUCUCUCUCUCUCUCUCUCUCCCCUCGAAAUUUCCAGAUCACCGACGUUCUUUGGAUGUGCUCUUCUGUCUCAUUGGAGGUGGGUGAGGUGUGGGAGCAAAACAAGCGUUCCUGCGUUACAGUAGCGUUACUAUUUUGUUUUGGUGUUGAAGUUGAUCGUAUGAAACUCAACUCAACUCAACUCAUCAAUCAAAUUAAGACAUAUAUACUACAAUUGUAGAUAGAUAGAGAUAAUCGAUAUAGAUGAGUUUCUCGGUGGAAUAUUCGGGUUUGGCCAUAACCCAUCUAAUAUAUAAGGCAUCACUAAUCGUGGCGGUGGUGAGAUGGAUCUUUUCUUCCGCUCUCCGACUGAUUACAUGCAAUUACAGAUCCGGAAACUCUGUCGACGACGCGGAACAAAGCCAGAUGCAACUACUGCAGUCCUUAGCUGCUGCAGGGGUAAGGGUAUUAAUAAGGGCCCCCCGCCCUCCUCUUCCUCCUCCUACGACGUUGUCUAUGGUGUCUGAAGCGGCGGCGGCGGCGGCGGCGGCGGCCUCUGAUGAUGAUGAUGAUGAUAAGUUUGAAGGACAAAUGAUGAUGCUUCUUGAUCACGCGGCUACUUACGAAGAAAUCGCCGGCAGGCUGCCGGAAAGCUAUACAACAUGUGCCGUGUGCUUGGACGAGUUGAGGAAAGCAGACAAGGUAAGGGAGCUAAGGAACUGCUGCCACGUAUUCCACAAGCGAUGCAUCGACAGAUGGCUUAACCAUAAUAUUGAUCCACACCACAGCACCUGUCCAGUCUGCAGGACGCCGAUACUGCGCUACUCGUCGUCCAUCGCCGCCUUGACUAGGUCGGAGCCAAGCUGGGCCGUGGAACGACUUCUGUAUCUCUUUGGGGACGAUCUACAUCCACUUUUGUGAUCCAUCAUCUCUCUCGUAUGGGUAUCAAUCAAUGGAUUGCUGCCAAUUCCUUUAUCCGAUCGACACUCCUAUCAAAUUUGAAAAAGAAAAAAAGGCAAAGAAAGUACUCCGAUAAGGGAGGGACUUUGCGCAAGGAGGCUUGCUGGUCACUCCGUUUAUUUAAAAUGUGAACCACAACAUCAUGAAGAUCCAGAAGCGUUCGAUGGAUGCGAGUGUGGUUAAUCCGACGACUGAUUGAUCAAGUUCAUAAAAGUGAGACUUUGUUGAUAAAUAAGGUGGCAAAUGGCAAUGAAGUUUGCAUAGGCUGAGAGAGAGAGAUGGCAUUGAUCUGAAAUAACAUACAUAAUGUUUCCUUCCCCUACAAAAUUACAUCCUCUUUAUCAAUUUAUUUUUUCUUCUCUAAACAAAUGUACACCUUGGUACAUGAAUUUCACCAAACGAAGGUUAUUGAGCCCAAAUUAAUACCUCCUCCUAAACAUGGGUCCUUUGAUAAAUCAAUGAAACUUACUUCUUAUACA